Molecule: messenger RNA, 2292 nt
Organism: Penaeus vannamei (Pacific white shrimp)
Lineage: Eukaryota; Metazoa; Arthropoda; Malacostraca; Decapoda; Penaeidae
Source: RefSeq, a predicted model, not a curated record
AUUGUAGCAGGAGAUAUCAUCAAGAUGGAAAAUAAGACUGAAAAGGAGAAGGUAGAAAAAAUGCCCAUCGAUGAAAUGACAUCGAAGGACUACUAUUUUGACUCCUAUGCUCAUUUUGGCAUCCAUGAAGAAAUGUUGAAGGACGAAGUUCGAACGCUUACUUACCGAAAUGCAAUGUACCACAACAGACAUUUGUUUAAGGGCAAGACUGUUCUUGAUGUUGGUUGCGGUACAGGCAUUUUGUCAAUGUUUGCUGCGAAGGCUGGUGCUGCCAAAGUCUAUGGAAUUGAAAUGUCAAAUAUUGUAGAACAUGCUAAGAAAAUUGUUACUGCUAAUAAUCUUGAUAAUGUAGUGGAAAUCAUUCAGGGCAAAGUAGAAGAAGUAACUUUGCCAGUAGAGAAAGUGGAUAUAAUCAUCAGUGAGUGGAUGGGCUACUGCCUCUUUUAUGAGUCAAUGUUAGACACAGUCCUCUAUGCUCGUGAUAAGUGGCUGGCCACAGAUGGAAUGCUCUUCCCUGAUCGUGCAACUCUUUUUGUUUCUGCGAUUGAGGACCGUCAGUACAAGGAUGACAAAAUCAACUGGUGGGAUAGUGUAUAUGGUUUUGACAUGUCUUGCAUUCGUGAAGUAGCCAUGACAGAACCCCUGGUGGAUGUAGUGGAAGCAAAGCAGGUUGUGACAAAUUCUUGUCUAGUUAAAGAAGUUGAUCUUUAUACAGUGAAGAAGGAAGACUUAGCAUUCAGCUCACCAUUUCACCUACAGGUCCGAAGGAAUGAUUAUGUACAUGCUCUUAUCGCUUAUUUCAAUAUUGAAUUUACAAAGUGUCAUAAGAGGACUGGUUUCUCUACAGCUCCAGAGGCGCGAUACACACAUUGGAAGCAAACCGUUUUCUACUUUGAUGAUUACCUGACAGUGAAACAUGGAGAAGAGAUUUUUGGAACCUUUACCAUGAAGCCAAAUGAGCGUAACAAUCGUGACUUAGAUUUCCAAGUAGAAAUGGAAUUCCAUGGGGAACUGUCAGAAUGCAGGGAAUCUCACAAAUACAAGAUGCGUUAAAGCAGUGGUGGUUUAUACGGUGAUCACUUUUCAGCCUUCUGUAGGUGAUCAGUUUCUUUUGAAAUUAAGGAUCUAUUUCAUAAAGACUUUAUAAUGCAAAUGAAGGAAAUGUCUGAAGUCAGCAUAUUGUUUUACUAUCAUUGACAGGAAAAUCAAACAUUUCAUGAAGCGCCAACUACUGAAGAUAACUUGAAAAUGGAUGAGCAUUAGACUCUGCAUCUCUUCCAGGAACUUGAAAAGAUUCCUGGUGGGUGAGCAUAAUCAUCUGCUUCUCCAGUGCUAGAGGAUUGAGCAAAGACUCCUGACCUCUCCUUAUUUACGUUUGUGACUUUAGCCAGUGUUUUGAUGUGGCAAAUCACAUCUGAGUGGUGCAAGUCGACAGUAAAUGAAAAAGUGAAGUGAAAGUGGAAAAAAUUCUUAAACGUAUGAUAUGUCAGUGAAUCAUCUUUUUGCAGAAGAGUUGGGCGGAAGUCAUAAGUGGACUCUGUAGUAAAUUAUUAAUUACAGUGUAUCAGAAAUGUGCUAUUCUAUCUUGUUUAUCAGUAUACAUAGGUUUGAUUUUUAUGAUUCUGUGUAAAUAUCAAAUGUUUACAUGAGUAAUUGUACUUAUUUGUGGCAGUUCCAAACCAAAUAAAACUCAUCUGAAUAUAUUAGUCGUGCAGCUGGAAAUGUUUUGAAGGCUUGUAUAAGACACAGGAAGCCCAUUUUAAGGGCCCAUGUCAUUCCAGGGUGUAGCUUAAGUGAGCUGUAUGAUAAACUAUUUUCAGAUGUUGGUUCAUUAGUUUUUUGUUCGAAGAAUAUUUUAUCUAUAUUUUCUCCCAAAUUAAUCUUACUUUUUUCACUAAAGCUUUUGUAAAACAAUUCUUAAAUUCCUUAAAAGAGAAGGUAAAAAGUGACUUUUUUAAAGACUCCAUUUGCUUGUCAUACAAAAGACCAUAGGGUUUUACAUAUUUAGGCUCUUACAUGGAUUAACACUAACUCAAAGUUCAACACACACAAAUCACACAAUUUGGUUGUCACAAGAUUCCAAUACAUCCUUUUAGUUGAGGAAUAUUUGUGCCUCUCAGUACAUGCUUUAGAACAAAAUAUCAGUUGUAUCAGUCAUUUAGUAUUUUAAUCGACGAGUCAGAUUUACAAUCUAUCUUAUUGGUCUCAAUAUUAAUGAUAGCACAAAUGAUAUAACAUUAUAAAGUGAAAUCUCUACAUAGACAUUUAUUAUAAAGGAUCAUUACUGACAAA